Messenger RNA from Protomyces lactucae-debilis, 1932 nucleotides. Its product is annotated as P-loop containing nucleoside triphosphate hydrolase protein. Gene Ontology annotation, molecular function: RNA binding; ATP binding; RNA helicase activity. The transcript has a single exon. Gene Ontology annotation, cellular component: nucleus. Bases 1 to 1932 code for a protein of 643 amino acids. The record is from RefSeq and is a predicted model, not a curated record. Lineage: Eukaryota; Fungi; Ascomycota; Taphrinomycetes; Taphrinales; Protomycetaceae.
AUGGGCUUGAACGGUUCAGCAAGACCCAACGGCGCAACCCCUCAGAAAGCAGCUUACGUGCCCCCUCACGUGCGACAAGGCGGCGGCGCACGACCUCCCGCAGCCAGCAACGGCGGUGGCGGCGGCUGGAACUCAAACGCACCCUCUUUUGCACCACGACCUGCUAUGGGAUCUUCAUGGGAGACUGGACGUGACUCCGGUGGCUACAACCGUGGUCCUCCCCGACGUGACUUUGAUGCAAGUCGCUCAAGCGGUGGCUACGGCGGCAGCAGUGGAGGCUACGGUGGUAGCAGCGGUGGCUACGGCGGUGGUGGUAGCGGACCUGGCGAAGGAUCCUGGAAGGAUGGCAAGCACAUCAUCGGACAACCUAACCAGCGUCUCGAAAACGAGCUCUACCCCCAGACCAACGAAACUGGACACCACCAGUCCUCCGGCAUCAACUUUGAGAAAUACGACGACAUCCCCGUCGAGGCAUCUGGCGACAACGUGCCUGAGCCUGUGACGCAAUUCACGUCACCUCCCUUGGAUGCUCACCUCGUGCAAAACAUCGAGCUCUCUGGUUACAAAGUGCCAACACCUGUGCAGAAGUACUCCAUCCCAAUCGUCGCAGGUGGUCGUGACCUCAUGGCUUGUGCUCAGACUGGUUCCGGCAAGACUGGUGGUUUCCUCUUCCCCAUCCUGUCCCAGGCAUUCACCGUUGGACCUUCUCCUCCUCAAACCAACGCUGCUCAGUCGGAAGCUAUGCGUUCGUACGGACGCAACCGCAAGGCAUACCCCACUGCCCUCAUCUUGGCUCCCACCCGUGAGCUCGCCAUGCAGAUUCACGAUGAGACACGCAAAUUUGCUUACCGAUCAUGGGUGAAGCCUCAAGUCGUGUAUGGUGGUGCCGACAUUGGUUCACAGUUGCGCAACAUUGAGCGUGGCUGUGAUUUGCUUACUGCCACACCUGGUCGUCUUGUUGACUUGCUCGAGCGUGGUCGCAUCUCGCUUGCUGCUAUCAAAUUCUUGGUUCUUGACGAAGCUGAUCGCAUGCUGGACAUGGGUUUUGAACCUCAAAUCAGGCGUAUUGUCGAGCAAGAAGACAUGCCUGGCGUCAAUGACCGUCAAACACUCAUGUUUUCCGCCACCUUCCCCCGAGACAUACAGAUGCUUGCUCGCGACUUUUUGAAGGACUACGUCUUCUUGUCUGUUGGUCGUGUUGGCUCCACUUCAGAGAACAUCACUCAGACUGUCGAGUAUGUUGAAGACCCCGAUAAGCGUUCUGUGCUCUUGGAUAUCCUGCACACCCUGCCUCCCAAUGGUCUCACCCUCAUUUUCGUUGAGACAAAACGCAUGGCAGAUGCUCUAUCCGACUUUUUGCUCCAAAGCAACUUCCCAGCAACCUCAAUCCACGGUGACCGUACCCAGCGCGAGCGUGAACGUGCACUUGAGAUGUUCAGGACAGGCAGGACACCCAUCAUGGUCGCUACUGCCGUUGCUGCGCGUGGUCUCGACAUUCCAAACGUCACUAUGGUCGUGAACUAUGACCUGCCGUCUGACAUUGACGACUACGUUCACCGUAUUGGUCGAACGGGUCGUGCUGGUAACACGGGAAAUACCGUUGCCUUCUUCAACCGCGGCAACCGUGGUAUUGUUAGGGACAUGCUCGAUUUGCUCAAAGAAGCGAAACAAGAAGUGCCUGCUUUCCUUGAGGCUAUUGCUCGUGAAGCCGGAGGCUUCGGUGGUGGUCGUGGUCGUGGCGGCGGUGGUGGCGGCCGUGGUCGUGGUGGGUCUUCGGGCUCUCGUGACGUGCGUCGCAACCCUGGCUACGGUGCCUCGUCCGGCGGCUACGGCGGUUCGUCUUACGGCGGCGGUGGCUACGGCGGUGGCGGCGGUUCGUCUUACGGAGGCGGUGGUGGUGGCGGCGGCGGCGGUGGCUCUUCCUGGUGGUAG